ACUGUCAAGUCCAAGAUCAAGACUUGUUCUCUUCUUUUGUAGCCCCGCAAUCGCCUAGAUAGCUUGUCCUCAAGUCCAAACAGUACCUCAUCCAACAUGUUCGAUAAUGCAGUGCCCCCUCCCAGGCCUGCCCUCAACGCGCCGGAGACAUUGGCAUUGGUGGCACGAGCACAAGAGAGUGACGCCGCUGAUCAUGCGCUCACUAUUCGUCAAGCUUUGCACAAAUACAAGAAGGCAGUCUUCUGGGCAAUGAUCCUCUCGACGAGUCUAGUCAUGGAGGGCUACGAUGUAGUCAUCAUCACAUCCUUCUACGGACAGACACAGUUCAAGAACCAAUUCGGGACAGGCAUCGAUCCCACUACGGGUCAGAAGCUGAUAACAGCUGCUUGGCAAUCUGGGCUUUCUAAUUCAUCCUUGGUGGGCCAGCUGUUUGGACUCAUCAUCAAUGGCUUCUUCCAAGACCGUUUCGGAUGUAGAAAAACCCUAAUGAUUUUCAUGGCGUGGAUGGCCGCCGCCAUUUUCAUCCCUUUCUUCUCUCGAUCCCUGCCCGUUCUCGCGUUUGGCGAGGCCAUGUGCGGAAUCAGCUGGGGAGUAUUCCAGACUUUGUCCACGGCCUACGCUGCUGAAGUUGUACCCACCGUUCUCCGGCCCUACGUGACGGCUUACGUCUGCAUGUGCUGGGGUGCUGGAAUCCUACUCUCGUCCGGUGUCGUCCGCGCUGUGGCUGGACUUCAGGGCGAAUGGGGCUGGAGGCUACCUUUCGCGGUCCAAUGGGUGUGGCCAAUCCCUUUGUUCAUCUGCGCAUAUUUUGCCCCCGAAUCGCCGUGGAAUGCCAUCCGAAGACGCAAACCUGAACUCGCCCGUCAAGCUCUGCGUCAGCUCAAGAAGGACACGCCAACGCGAGAUGAGGAGAUUGAGGCUACUAUUGCCUUGAUAGAACACACGACUGCUCUCGAAGAAGCAGAGACCGCCGGGGCCACGUAUCUUGAAUGUUUCAGGGGAACAAACCUCAGGAGAACUGAAAUUAACUGUGUUGUUUGGGCAGCACAAAUCCUUUGUGGGAACGCCAUACUUGGCUACUCCGUAGAGUUCCUUGAACAGGCUGGUUUCUCCGAAUUGCAAGCUUUCGAUCUCAACAUCUCUCUCAGUUGCUGCUACAUUGUGGGCGGCAUCAUCUGCUGGUUCCUUAUGGCUCGAAUUGGACGGGCCACAAUCUAUAUCGGCGGCUUGAUUGGCAUGUUUGUCUGCUUAAUUGUCAUCGGAGGUCUUGGUUUCUCGGACUCUGUACACGCCAAAUUAGCCAUAGGUAUCCUGCUUGUCAUCUCGACUCUCAUCAACAUGAUCACGACAGGACCGGCCUGCUACCCUAUCGUCGCGGAGACACCAAGUGGACGUCUCAGGUACAAGACCAUCGUCAUUGGUCGUUUCGUCUACAAUCUCACAGGCAUUUUCUCAAAUUCGGUGACACCCAGGAUGCUUUCUCCGACUUCAUGGAACUGGGGAGCAAAAAGCGCUCUGUUUUACGCAGGCACCAAUCUACUGUGCUUGGUUUGGUGCUACUUUCGACUGCCUGAGACCAAGGAUCGAUCUUUCGGUGAAAUUGACAUUCUGUUCGAAAACAAGGUCCCAGCGAGAAAAUUCAAGAGCACUGUGGCAGAUCAAUUCGCUCAUUCAGAGGCCGCGAUAGAGAAGACUAUGGAGAUGGAGCACAACGAGAAGAGUAUGCGAAUGAUGAACAAUAUUGGAGGCGUCGGUGUAUGAGCCUUGAAAAGUUGAGCUAAAUCGAGUUUUAUAGAAAACCAACAGUCGAGAUUGUAAAUGCAUGUAGGGCUGACA
Molecule: messenger RNA, 1836 nt
Organism: Kockovaella imperatae
Lineage: Eukaryota; Fungi; Basidiomycota; Tremellomycetes; Tremellales; Cuniculitremaceae
Product: general substrate transporter
Exons: 9
Coding region: 97-1761 (554 amino acids)
Biological process (GO): carbohydrate transport; transmembrane transport
Cellular component (GO): membrane
Molecular function (GO): carbohydrate:proton symporter activity
Source: RefSeq, a predicted model, not a curated record